CCGGAAGCCCCCCUCCCGCCAGGCCCCGCCCCGGAAGCGGCGGCGGGCGAUGGCGGCCCCCCCGGGCGCGCUGCUGGCCGGCGGCGCCGCCUUCUUCCCGGGGCUCUUCGUGGCGGCGCGCGCGGCGCUGCGGCGGCUGCCGGGGCUGCGCUGGCCCGAGCCCGACGCCGUCAUCGUGGCCGCCCGGCUGGUGUCCUCGGUGCAGGCCAUCAUGGCCUCCACGGCCGGUUACAUCAUCUCCAGCUCCUGCCACCACGUCAUCGAUGACCAGCAUUGGCUGGCGGGCGCCUACCCGGCCUUCGCGGUGCCCUACUUCGUCUACGACGUCUACGCCAUGUUCCUCUGCCACUGGCACCGGGGCCGCGUCAAGGGCCACGAGGCCGGGCCACCGCCCUCGCUGCGGGCCGCCGCCGCCGCCUACCUCCGCAAGGACCUGCUCAUGGUGCUCCACCACGCCGCCAUGGUGCUCGUCUGCUUCCCCGUGGCCGCCCUGUGGCGCCAGGGCAAGGGCGACUUCUUCCUGGGCUGCCUGCUCAUGGCGGAGCUCAGCACCCCCUUCGUCUGCCUCGGCAAGGUGCUCGUCCUGUACAAGCGGCAGCACACGGCGCUGCACAAGCUCAACGGGGCGGCGCUGCUGGUGACCUUCCUGGGGUGCCGGGUGCUGCUCUUCCCCUACCUGUACUGGGCCUACGGGCGCCAGGCCGGGCUGCCGCUGCUGCGGGUGCCGGCGGCGCUGCCCCCCGCCUACAACGCCGCCGCCGCCGCCCUCCUCGCCCCCCAGCUCUACUGGUUCGCCCUCAUCUGCCGCCGCGCCUGGCGCCUCUUCCGCCCCUCCCCGGCGCCCCCCUGACGGCGGGGGGGGGCGGGGGGCACCCUUGGGUGCGGGGGGUGGUGUCCUGGGAGCAUCCUUGGGUGGCCCCAAGAUGGCGGUUGCGGCGUAGGAGCACCCUUGGGUGGCCUCAAGAUGGUGGCCAUCGCCUAGAAGCGCUUUUGGGUGCUUUCAGGGUGGUGGCCAUCUUCUAGGAGCACCCUUGGGUGUUCUCAAGAUGGUGGUUGUGUCCUAGGAGCUCUUUUGGAUGUUCUCAAGAUGGUGGCCAUCUCCUGGGAGCACUCUUGGGUGUCCCCAAGAUGGCGGCCAUCUCCUAGGAGCGCUCUUGGGUGUCUUCAAGAUGGCGACCAUCUCCUACAAGCACUUUUGGAUGUUCUCAAGAUGGUGGUCAUGUCCUGGGAGCACCCUUGGGUGGCCUCAAGGUGAUGGCCAUCGCCUAGAAGCACUUUUGGAUGUUCUCAAGAUGGUGGCCAUGUCCUAGGAGCACCUUUGGGUGCUUUCAGGGUGCUGGCCAUCUUCUAGGAGCGCCCUUGGGUGUCCUCAAGAUGGUGGUCAUCUUCUGGGAGCACCCUUGGGUGUCCUCAAGAUGGCGGUUGUGUCAUAGGAGCACGCUUGGGUGUUCUCAAGAUGGUGGCCAUCACCUAGAAGCGCUUUUGGGUGUCCUCAAGAUGGUGGUCAUCUUCUGGGAGCACUCUUGGGUGUCCCCAAGAUGGUGGUCAUGUCUUAGGAGCACCCUUGGGUGUUCUCAAAAUGGCGGUUGUGUCGUAGGAGCACCCUUGGGUGGCCUCAAGAUGGUGGCCAUCUCCUGGGAGCACCUUUGGGUAUUCUCAAGAUAGUGGUCAUCUUCUGGGAGCACCCUUGGGUGUCCUCAAGAUGGUGGCUAUCUCUUAGAAGCACUUUUAGAUGUUUUCAAGAUGGUGGCCAUGUCCUGGGAGCACCCUUGGGUGUUGGGGGGCGUGGUGGGUGUCUCUUGGGAGCACCCUUGGGUGUCCCCAAGGUGGUGGCCAUCUCCUAGAAGCACUUUUGGAUGUUCUCAAGAUGGUGGCCAUGUCCUAGGAGCGCCCUUGGGUGUCACCAGCCCCCCCCGGGUGCCCCCAGCGUCCCCAGGACCGUAGCAGCACCCAGGGGUGCCCUCGGGGUGGGGCCCCGGGCCAGUAGCAGCCCCCCGGGGACGCCUGGGCCCCCUGGGGACGCCUGGGCCCCCCCCGGGGCGGCGCCGCGCAGCAGCAAUAACCUCAGUAUUAAAGGAGCCUUCGGGA
This is a messenger RNA of Dromaius novaehollandiae (emu), 2088 nucleotides long. RefSeq names its product TLC domain containing 3B (gene TLCD3B). Gene Ontology annotation, molecular function: sphingosine N-acyltransferase activity. Gene Ontology annotation, cellular component: membrane; endoplasmic reticulum. The transcript is spliced from 5 exons. NCBI's taxonomy places the organism in Eukaryota, Metazoa, Chordata, Aves, Casuariiformes, Dromaiidae. Bases 50 to 850 code for a protein of 266 amino acids. Gene Ontology annotation, biological process: lipid homeostasis; ceramide biosynthetic process. The record is from RefSeq and is a predicted model, not a curated record.